Molecule: messenger RNA, 1738 nt
Organism: Passer domesticus (house sparrow)
Lineage: Eukaryota; Metazoa; Chordata; Aves; Passeriformes; Passeridae
Gene: ITM2C
Product: integral membrane protein 2C
Exons: 6
Coding region: 51-845 (264 amino acids)
Biological process (GO): negative regulation of amyloid precursor protein biosynthetic process
Cellular component (GO): Golgi apparatus; extracellular exosome; plasma membrane
Molecular function (GO): amyloid-beta binding
Source: RefSeq, a predicted model, not a curated record
GCCCCUCCCCGGGGCGGUGCCGGGGCCGGCUGUGGCGGCGGAGCGGGGCCAUGGUGAAGAUCGGUGUCCAGCAGCCGCCCGCGGCGCUCAAGCCGCACAAGGAGAAGGAGAAGGCGGCGGGGGGCGAUGGCGUGGCGGGCGCCGUGCUGCUGCCCCCGGGCGCCGAGGAGCCGGGCCCCGCGGCGCAGGGCCGCCGCUCGUCGCUCAGUGGGGUGUGCUACCUGACCAUGGGCCUGCUGGUGCUGCUGCUGGGGCUGGUCUUCGCAUCGAUGUACGUCUACAGAUACUUCUUCAUCACCCAGCUGCCCCGUGAGAGCGUGUUCCACUGCGGGGUCCUGUACGAAGACUCGCUGUACUCGCCCUUCAAAGGGCAGCUGGAGCUGCACGAGGAUGUCAAGAUCUACAUUGAAGAGAACUACGAGCAAAUCAACGUCCCAGUGCCCCAGUUUGGAGGGAGCGACCCUGCAGACAUCAUCCACGAUUUCCAGCGAGGUCUGACAGCAUAUCAUGACAUAACACUGGACAAGUGCUACGUCAUCGAGCUCAACACCACCAUCGUGAUGCCUCCGCGCAACCUGUGGGAGCUGCUGGUCAACGUGAAGAAAGGGACAUACCUGCCUCAGACGUACAUAAUCCAGGAGGAGAUGAUCGCCACGGAGCACGUCAGUGACAUGGAGCAGCUGGGCUCCUUCAUCUACCGCCUGUGCAGCGGCAAGGAGACGUACCGGCUGCGGCGGCGCGGCGCCCGCCGGCGUAUCAGUCGACGUGAGGCUGGAAACUGUCAUCGCAUUCGUCACUUUGAAAACACUUUUGUGGUCGAAACUGUUAUCUGCCAAAAGUCAUAAAGCCACUCUCCAGAUGUAACCUUCCUUGGCUUUGCUUGCACACACAUGCUCUCAGCCCUCUCUUUAGACAUGGUAAUCUGGCUACUUUUUAUACUGCCCCCAGCUUGUGCAGCUCUAACCUCUGGGGUCCUUUGUGACCCUUUCUUCCCUGCUACCUACCCAAGAUAUUGGCUGGGCUUAAAUUUACACAGUGCUCCAAGAUAGCUGGGGGUAGAUGCAGCUUCUUCCACACCACAGGAUGGGAAUCUCUUUUGGGAGCAGGUUUGGGUAGAAGAGAUGGCUGAGAAAAAGGAAUGCUGGCAAUAGGUGCUCUUUUCCUGGCUGAGCAAUUUCAGGCUGGGAUAUUGCUCUGAGGCUGCCAUGGCACUGGGACAGAGGGUGUAUGCACAAGGGGAGGAUUUCCAUUUUGGGGCUGAUAUAAUGACCUAAACCAGGUGCACUUUGGAAAGGAGUAGUUGUGAAGCUACAGACAGGGCAGUUUGAGAGCUCAGCAGAGGGAAGGUGGUGUCAGCAGCAGAACUGAUAGUUACUGGCAAGUCAAGAAGCAGAUUUUUCAAAUCUUUUAACAGUGUGUAUUCUUGUGUAACUCCUCCAGUGAAAGCUGUUUUGAUAGUAAUCACUGUAGUCCAGCUGUGUAUCACAUUAUCUGCAGGCACCAGUGGAGUACAGAUACGGACACAAGGCAAGAUUCAGCUGAUCAAUAUACUGCAGAGAAAUUGUUUGAACAAAACUGCAUUUCUAUUGAUCAUCAGGCAGAAGAAUUGCAGAGUAAUUAAAUAUUCUUCCUUCCAUUCCAUAAAUGUAGUUCAAACUAAUUAGGUUCUUGAAAUGCAGGCAGUUUUUUGGCUUCAGAGAAUGGGGUGAGUUUCAACUUGGCACAUUCUUCUUAAUUG